AUGCAGAAAGAUGCAGAAAGGCUAGAGAGUUUGCAGAGUGUGCUCUCUUCCUUGGAGUUGGUCUUAGAGGCAUGGGAUCGGCAGAUCUCUGCAAGUCGCAAGGGUCUGCAGGCCUUGCAGGCCCUGAAAGGACAAGGAGCCGAAACGGCGGAGGCAGAGGCCGAGACGGCCCCUGAAGCAGAGGCGGCGGAGGCGGAGGCCGCUCUCUUGGACGCGCUGGCCGCAAGCAAAGCCAUCGCAGUCCACGUGGCGGGAGCGGGAGCGGGAGAGAGGGAGAGACGCCCAUCGGUGAGAAGUUGUGAGAGCGCCUCACAACUCGAUCGCGAUCCUCUGACUCUGGUCCAUUCCGUCCCUGCGGAUGAGGAUCCUGAGCCAGCCAAAGACGCUGCGUUCGAUGUGAACCUGCUGCAGACGGACCAGGUGCCAAAAGGCCGAAGCGCUGCAGCAAAAGCUUUUCAAGCUGCACAGGUUGCCAAACGAAGGCCAGAAGUAUGUGACCAGUUGGAGGAAGGUUUUGAGCCUUCAAGCGCUCCCAAAGUAUGCGAAGGAGAUGUUGGCAUCGAUUUUUCCAUGUUCAACAAAGAUGUUUGGGAACGUGCUCGGCGACGUGGGGAAGCGAUGUUGAGCGAGUCCCAGGCUGGAGCAUUCUCAUGCUACAGGGAGACCUUGCCCAAAGCUCUCAAGGCACCGCAAGGUGGGCAAGCAAAGAUUCGGAGGCUCCAGGUCAGCACCGAAGAAAAAAUCCUGCGGUGCUACCAGGAGAUGGCAGCUGGCAGCGGCAUGGGCCGGGGAGGCUUUUUGCUCAGUGCGAACCUGGACCGCUUCAUUGCGCUGAUCCAGGAGCAUGUGUAUGUGAAGACGAUUUCCUGGCAGGAGCUACAGGAGCCCGACUCUCAAGGCAGUUCGAAUUAUGGUCACCUGGGCUUGCCGGGGCUAGAGGGCCUACCCUCAGAACUUUUUCAUCGGCUUCGCGUCCUCUUUCGAAGCCAGGGCGAAGCAAAGACUCGCGGUGGGGCUGCGAUGGCAGCUGAGUGGUUGAGAAGGACACGGAAAGAGCUGGAUUAUCUGAGGAACGUCAGCCGAGCGUUUCCGGGACAACUUCCGGACAUGAGCGCAGCCUAUCAAGCUUUUCUGGUUUACUUCGUGGUUCUUUUCGGACUCCGGAAGAGGCUCAGUUCUGCCGUGAUCUCCGUGCUGUUGAGUCGGGAGCCUGGGCUUUGGUUGAGGUUUCAAGACAUCUACUCGGCCGCCUGGGGACAGAGAGACUUCUGCCGCUGUGUAGAAGCCGGCGAGUUCUUCGCGCGUUCGCAGGCCCAGUUUGAGGAGCUGGGCGUGGGGCAGAGACAUUUUAUUCAGAGGUUUUUGAACGGCAGUGAGUGGCAACACCUUGCCAUCAGCCUUCAACGUUGUGACAAGAAUGAAGAUGACAUGGUGCAUCCGCGAGCAAUCCAGCUAAUGGCAUCUUCCUCGCAGUGUGUGCCCGGUAACCUUGCGAGUCUAAUCAUCUUGCUACAUUCCUGCAUACUGGAGCAAGAUUUGCGCAAGACGUUCAUGCUGAGUGCCGGCAUCUUCCAGCUCGCAACCUUUGCUGCUGAGUGUCUUGAUGCCCAGUACUGGCAUUUCACCGCGCGCGAUGCAGUCCUGCAUCAUGCUAGGCUCAUUUGGGAGGUUGGGAGGGGCCAGGUCCGAACGGUUCAGCUCCAGCCGAUGCUGUUGAAGCGCUUUGCAUGGAACGCCUUCCUGAAUCGGGCUCCGGCAGCGCAGGCCCCAAGUUCGAGCACGUCCACAUGUGGCCCGCACGAAGUCGGCUCUUCCACCAUUGGUGUUGCAAAGCUCGGUCGCUUCAAGUACGGACCGCUUUGCACAGAGCUCGGGCGUUUCUGGCUGCAGGCGGAGAUCUUGAAGGACCAACGGGCGACCGACACGAAGCGUGUUCUGGCGAUCAUUCCCGUAACCAUGGCAGGGGAAGCCAAUCCGUGGCAUCAUUUGCAUUGGUGGCUGCCUGCCCUCUGGUUCUACAAGCUCAAGAAGCAGAUCGACGCUUCGCACUUGGAGGUCGCUCUGGUCUUUCCUCACGAGGAGAUCGACUGGGCCACCUCGACUGCUCGGGGUCGUGUCGUCGACGCCACCUUCCGUGGCCACACAGAGCCUGGAGAAUGGUCCUUCCUGCAGCCGACGUGGCCGAGACACAGCGGGGGGGGAACACGGAGCGUCUCUGAGCACUUCGCGCCCCCGAACGGUGUGCAUGCGGGAGUCCUGCAAUUGCUCUCGGAGCUGCCGCCUCGGCCAUUGCAGAGCUUUGAGGGGGAAAGCUACGGCAACGUCAUCUUGGGGCUUCCAUCCUUGCGGUUCUUCCUCCGAACUCCGGAGAUGAGCUGCCACCAAGUUUCCGCCCUUCGGCGAUUCCUUCUCCACUCCCUUCCGGACCGCUCUGAGCUCGUUCCUGAGCGAGGCUCCCCGGGCCAAAGCAAAGAGCCUCUUCAGCUUGCUCUGCUACAGAGGCCGGCUGCGGAUGGCCGGCAAAUCGAGAACUUCGAGGAGGUCGAAGAGUUUCUUCGAAGCAACUUCUCGGAGCUGCAGCUCAAGGUCAUCAAGCAUCUUUCGGGUGUCCCGUGGGUGGACCAGUUUCGCAUGUUCAUCGGAGCAGAUCUCCUGGUGGCGGCGCACGGCGCCGGGAUGGCCUGGCUUUGGGCCAUGCGCCCAAACGCUGCCGUCAUCGAGCUCAGGAGCCGAAGCUCACCAAUGUGGCUGCACUGCUCGGAGAUCUGGAACGCGGAUGGCAGUCAGAUUUUUGGAGGAUUGGCUCGGCUGGUUGGUAUGCAUCACAUCUGCACCCGCCCUCAUGACCUUGCAGGAACAGUGGAAGAGGCACGGCUGUCAAAGAUCGGCGACAUGACGGAGGAAGAUGCAUACAAUCACGGUGACAACGUUGUGGUGUUUUUGCCAAAAUUGGCGAUGCUGCUGCGCUCUGCUCUGUCUCUGGUUCGUGGAGAGCCUUUGCCUUGUUUGGACUAUCACUACUGGCAGGGGCUCUAG
Symbiodinium sp. CCMP2456 is the source of this 3036-nucleotide messenger RNA. The record is from the annotation of a GenBank genome assembly. NCBI's taxonomy places the organism in Eukaryota, Dinophyceae, Suessiales, Symbiodiniaceae.